AUAGUGUAAAAGACCUAACUUCGCGAGCACAAAAAUAAAGGGGCCCUGCGAAGUACCCUACUCAGAACUAUGGUAACUAAUAAUGGCUGGCAGGGUCGUGCCUGCGUAUUGCAUUAGUGGGCCCAGCGACAUCUCCUUCUCUCCUCGUUUCAUGACCAUAUUUUGCAUCAUCUUUCGACCUCUUGUCAGUCACACGAGUCGAUCAAGCUACUAAUCAGUUCAUAUUAUUAACUAACUGCAACAUGAUGAGAUGGUUUUUAUGAUCAAAGAAAGAAUCACUAUCAUAGAUGUUUUGAGAACCUUCUAAUAAAGCAAUUCGUUAAAAACUCGUCUUAUAUAUAAUCCCUCUCUAGUACGCGCCACGAGUUGGUCUUGGCCUUGGCCAUCGUCUUAUAAUCCCAUCAUCAUCUGGAUCUGUAAUGCCUCUUGUGAUCUCUUCAAUGCCAAAAGUUGUGAGUUCUCCAAUUAUCAAUCUUCCUCAGCCCCCUCUCAAAUCAGAGCCUCUCAAAUUCAAAAGUGAGUCGUCUCUUUGCUGGUUCUAAUUUGGGAUGUAUCAAAACCACAAGAGCGGCA
Amoebophrya sp. A25 is the source of this 573-nucleotide messenger RNA. The record is from the annotation of a GenBank genome assembly. Lineage: Eukaryota; Dinophyceae; Syndiniales; Amoebophryaceae.